AUGAUGGAUCCAUACAAUUAAAACUGUCCUCUCAAUAACAACUCAUCCGAUUAUGAAGAUUACUAUGAAGAUUAUUAUGAUGAGUAUACAGAUCUCAGGAAAUCUCUUAACAUCAUGUCAAUCAUUGUAUACAGUCUGGAUUUUGUACUUGGAGUGGUGGGCAAUGGCAUUGUCAUUUGGGUUACUGGAUUCAAAAUGAAAAAGACGGUCAACACGGUCUGGUUUCUGAACCUUGCUGUAGCAGACUUCCUCUUCACAUUCUUUCUUCCUCUCAGUGUGGCUUACACGGCUAUGGGCUUCCACUGGCCUUUUGGCCAGUUCAUGUGCAAAUUCAACAGCACACUUAGUUUAAUCAACAUGUUUGCCAGUGUGUACAUCCUAGUUGUGAUCAGUGUUGACCGCUGUUUGUCUGUGGUGUGUCCAAUCUGGGCACAGAACCAUCGGAAUGUGAGCCGAGCUUCUGUGGUGAGCUUCGGAGUUUGGUUAUUUGCCCUGGUGCUGAGCUCACCCUCCUUCGUCUUCAGGGACACUGCACUCCACAGCAACAAAAUCAUCUGCUACAACAACUUUGCAUUGUCUGAUGACUCUGAAACACCAGAGGUGGUGAGGCUCCGGUAUCGUGCCAUGAUCAUUACCCGUUUCAUCUUAGGCUUUGUGGUGCCUUUUGUGAUAAUCAUCUCCUGCUAUGCAGUCAUCAUCCAUCGUCUCCAAAGAAACCGUUCCAUGCCUGGCCGAACUGGACGCACCUUAAAGAUCAUUGCUGCUGUGGUCACCACCUUCUUCAUCUGUUGGGCUCCUUUCCAUAUCCUGGUGCUCAUUGAGAUGGUAAACCACGUGGAAAUGAAAUACAGCUACACCCUGCAAUAUGUCACCACUGUUGGAAUUCCCAUUGCGACCAGUUUGGCUUUCCUAAACAGCUGCCUGAACCCAUUGUUGUAUGUUUUCAUGGGACAAGACUUUAAAGUCAAGGUGCGCAAGUCAAUCCUGAAGGUUUUGGAAACUGCUUUCACAGAGGAAGCUUCACGUACAAAUACCUGCACAAAUUCUUUACAGAGUGACUCAUUUGGAUUUUAA
Messenger RNA from Carassius gibelio (silver crucian carp), 1074 nucleotides. Its product is annotated as chemerin-like receptor 1. The record is from RefSeq and is a predicted model, not a curated record. Gene Ontology annotation, molecular function: G protein-coupled receptor activity; complement receptor activity. Gene Ontology annotation, biological process: phospholipase C-activating G protein-coupled receptor signaling pathway; complement receptor mediated signaling pathway; positive regulation of cytosolic calcium ion concentration. NCBI's taxonomy places the organism in Eukaryota, Metazoa, Chordata, Actinopteri, Cypriniformes, Cyprinidae. Gene Ontology annotation, cellular component: plasma membrane.